GUUUGUCAUGUGAUUUGAUGUGAAAGUUGUGUUGCAUUUGAUUGAUGUAAACAAUGGACACAUCGAGUGAUGAUAUCAUUGAUAAUCUCGAAGAUGACAAUUGCGAAGACACUAAACAUGAAGAAGUUUCGGUUAAAAGGUGUAAAACAAUUGGAUGUGAUUCCAGUGAUUUCUACAAAAUAUUGAAUCAAGUGAUCACCGAAAUUCCUCAACAAAGACCACAACAGAUGUCUAUCGAGUCAUUAGUUCCCGUGAUCUUAAGUGAGGCCACUUUCGAUAGCACCGAAACAAAGAUAUUAGAGGAGAAAGUAUGUAAAAUCUUACAAUUACUUCGGGAAUGUUGGCUAAUAGAGGGCCGUAUGCCGUGUCAUAUAAUAUAUGCGGCUUCAUAUCUGGCCUGGAAAUCAAUCAAACAAUAUGAACGCCGAAAAAUAAAGUUAAAGGACUAUUGCAGACUCAUUGGUAUUGAAUAUAAACACACAACUAGUGAAAGAGUCACCGAACUGGUCAAUGCUAUUAAACGGUUGGCCACACAUCUGCCAAAACAUAAAAGAAAUGUCAAUAAGUGUAACAUUUCUGCUGUUUUGGAUGAAGUCCUCACUUAUCAAUCAUCACUUGUUUUUGAUUAUAAUCAACAAAUUAAACAAAAUUUAUCGGUAAAUGGUAUAACAUUUGUAAAGGAAGACAACCCUAACRUAAAAUCUGGUGAAUUGUGUGAUGACUUUAUACGUGAACCAAAUAUUGCAAAUACUUGUGACACAAAUAGUCAGAAGAUUUCUUUAGAUUGCAGUAAAUCUGAUGAAGAGAUUUCAGACACAGAAAUAGAUAGUUAUUUGAGAACUGAUAAAGAAGUGAAAAUACUUGAGAUCAUUUAA
Molecule: messenger RNA, 875 nt
Organism: Oppia nitens
Lineage: Eukaryota; Metazoa; Arthropoda; Arachnida; Sarcoptiformes; Oppiidae
Product: transcription factor IIIB 50 kDa subunit-like
Exons: 3
Coding region: 54-875 (273 amino acids)
Source: RefSeq, a predicted model, not a curated record